AUGCGAAUAGAACAUGCCUGGCCCAACCUGGAGCAAGGCAGUAUAAACUUCGCUGCCGUCGUCGCAGGGGUUGCAGCACUGGGUUCUUUCUUCUCCAGCCAACGCCAUCCGCAGGAGGAGAACCUCAAGAAACACUGCGUCUCCAUCCUUGAGCUGGCCUAUUCGACGCCUGCCAGCGCCAUCGACUUGGACUCUAUCUCUGGGCAGAUCCUCAGGACUUUAUAUGCUCGACUAACGACCCGGCCGGCAGUGGCCUACUUAGCAAGCCAUAACGCAAUGCACAUGGUGGAAAUCAUGGGCUUGCAUGCCUUGUUCUCUGCACCAAGCACACAUAACCUCUCAGAGAAGGUCGGCCUCGGCACCGAAGAGAUUAAAGAACGACGGAUGCUCUACUGGACAGCGUCAUUCUUAGACCACUUGCUGAGCAUCGAGUACGGGAUGACGCCGGUGGCUUUGUCGAAAAUAUCAAAUGCCCACACGGCUUCCCAUGAGGAAUCCUCUAAUGAGUACAUUCUGUCAUCUCUCACGAAGGCUCUAGUUUCCAUACAGCAAGCCUCGAAAGAUCCAGCAGGGACGACAAUAAUCGACGAGACCCUUCAUCAACUUGGCCAAGUACCAAGCCCUUCGCCAAUCGCCUCGUCAUUCAAGGCUGAAGUGUGCCUAUGCCUGCUCCGACAGUCCCCCAUCAACCUACUAGCGCGCAAUGGCAACCCUGCGAGCGUUUCGAUCUUGAAAAAGGCCUUGCAGGCCAUCCCCGAGCUCCUUCUCGCCAAGCAACCCUGGUGGUGCUUGUCGACUGUCCCAUUCCAGACCGUUUGCGUAUGCUUAGCGGCAGACACACCUCUAUACCUGUCGCUUUUACCCGAAAGCAUGGUCGCUCUGAGGGCCGUUGCUGACACCUUUGACUCGCACAUGACACGGGAGGCUCUGAGGACAGCACAGCAGUUGAUCGAGGCAUCGAGGGAGAACACCAUGUCCAAGCUGUCGUUCAAAUCCUCGGCGCUGGGUGAAGACUCGGCGACAGCAAAUACAGAGGCUACGUGGCUGACCGAUGAGCAAGCGCCGGAUCUUCUGGGAAGCUGGCCCCUGGACUUGGACUUUAUUCCAUACUUUGAGUAG
Clonostachys solani is the source of this 1119-nucleotide messenger RNA. NCBI's taxonomy places the organism in Eukaryota, Fungi, Ascomycota, Sordariomycetes, Hypocreales, Bionectriaceae. The record is from the annotation of a GenBank genome assembly.